This is a messenger RNA of Haemonchus placei, 630 nucleotides long. The record is from the annotation of a GenBank genome assembly. NCBI's taxonomy places the organism in Eukaryota, Metazoa, Nematoda, Chromadorea, Rhabditida, Trichostrongylidae.
AUGGAUCGCUACGAAGAGGUCAAACGAGAGCUGAAACGGCUCAAAGCUGCCUUGCCCAAAGUGCCGUCGUCCACCAAGCUCUACGACGACAUCGUCAUAAGUUGCCAGAACGUCAUGCUCGUCAUCGAGCGCGGUGAUCAGCUCGAGGAAAAUACCCUUAUUUUUUAUAACAAUGAUUUAUCUUAUGUUGAACUUGAGCGGAAGUACACCACUCGGGAUGGAGAAAGGAAGACGCUGCUGGCAAACCAAGAGGAUGUCGAACGGAUCGCCAAGGACCAACUGAAAGGAAUCGAAGAGUUUUUCGGCACCCUACGACAACUAAAGGCCGAAAUUCUAUCACAAAAGCGAGCUCUGCAUAAGAGCACAUACAAGGAAGUUUUGAAGGCAAUUAACACAAUGGAUUCAGCGAUGAAGCGAAUUCAAGAGGACAUGGAAAGAAUGGAGAAGGCUCGUACUCCAGCACCACCAGCACCAGUAUUGGUUUCCGUGACGAUUGAAGCGAAACUGGACGAGGAGCGAGCUAGGAUAGCAGACAACGCGAAAUUCAUGGAGGCAGUACGAGGAAGAGAAAGUGAUGAAAAAGAUGCAGCCCUGGGAAGGGAAAUAGGAAGCGGAGCUAACAGAGAUUAG